Molecule: messenger RNA, 5923 nt
Organism: Xiphophorus hellerii (green swordtail)
Lineage: Eukaryota; Metazoa; Chordata; Actinopteri; Cyprinodontiformes; Poeciliidae
Gene: kif14
Product: kinesin family member 14
Exons: 29
Coding region: 232-5106 (1624 amino acids)
Biological process (GO): microtubule-based movement
Molecular function (GO): microtubule binding; microtubule motor activity; ATP binding
Source: RefSeq, a predicted model, not a curated record
AGAUUUGAAAUUGAAGCGGGCGAAGGCGGAAGCGAAUGCAAAAGAAUAAAUAAACAAAGUAGCUCUGUUUUUAGUGGGGCCAUUUACUUCGGAUGGGACUCAGUCUACUUUUAAAAAGUAAAUUACGAUGUACUGCAAAUAGUUUUAGUCUUUUUUAGACGCUGAGGAUCGUUAGGAAAGUGUACAGUUACCGUUAGUUAGCUAAUCCUGAGAGUUUUGAGGAACAUCGCAAUGUCUAUAUUUAGCGUACAGGCAAGGAAACAUACAACUUAUUACGACCAUCUAGUGUCAGCAUCAACCUCAAGGACACCCGGCGGCAGAAACCGACAGGGAGAUGUAAAGGUACCAGACACAUCUUUAGGAAAAAGUGGGAUAUCAGGUGCAGAAUCUGGGGCUGAAGAGAGCAGGUUAUCAGAUAAAAGCCGUCAAGUAAACAGAACCUAUGUCGUCUCUGCACUGUCAAAAAGCGGCAGCGGGCUGCAAACACCUUACCGGAGCAGACUCACUCUACAAAGGAGGUCAAGGAGGAAGAGUGGUGCCGAGAAAUCGUUGACCGAAAGCAGCCAGAACAGCACUCCUGCUCCGGAGAAGAGAUUGACUCUACAGCGAAGGACCAGGACGCCCUCCAUGCAUAAAGCCGUGCGUGGGGUCAGCGUUACUGCUGACCCACAGCCAAUUUCAAAAGUACUCAGUGAACCAAAUGGCAGGGCGAGUUUAUUUAGAUCGGCAAGUUUAAGAGAAACUCCAUUAAAAAUAAAGGGAUCAGAAGCAGCAACUCCCGGGGCGCAAACCAAAACGCCAUCAUUUGCUUCCAGGCAUCUAGAUGAUUCGACUAAGACAUUUAAAACUCCCACCAAGAGGACGCCGUUUGAGAAAAUUGCUGCUAAAAGGGACGUUUUCGAGAGACUGGCUUGCAAAGAAGCACCGAAGCAGGUUGUAGGUAAAUUUGCAAGUUUGGAAAGGCCCAAACCCAAAGCUGAGCAAGCAGAAAACGCCAAACCAGUUCCAACUCCAAGAGUCUGCAAGGUAUCCUCAAGUGUGGAGAAAAGCCACGCUGUUGUGCCGGAGAGAAAGCCCACCACCGCAAAUCAACAAGGGGACGCCACCUUUGCAAGGAUGUCCACUCCAGUCCCCGCUGACCAACCCCUGAGUCACCCAUGUGAGGCUGCGGGGCAUCAGGAGUCAUUUAAGAUGGAGAACAGCGCAGUGACUGUGGCUGUCCGGGUCCGACCCUUCAGUGCCAGAGAAAAGGCUGAAAAGGCCACACAGGUCAUCUUUAUGAACGGCCAGGAGACAAAUGUCCAGCAUCCAGAGUCCAGGCAAAGCUACUCCUUCACAUAUGACUUCUCUUUCUGCUCUGUGGAUGGAGACGACCCCACCUUCGCCAGCCAAAAAACUGUGUACAAGACCCUGGCCAGGCCUUUGUUACAAAGAGCCUUCGAAGGAUUUAACACUUGCUUGUUUGCCUACGGCCAGACGGGUUCUGGUAAAUCAUACACGAUGAUGGGUUUUGAGGAGGAGGCUGGGGUCAUCCCACGUUUCUGCCAAGAGCUAUUUAUGAAAUUGGCCUCAAUGGAAGAUGAAGUGAAAUGUCAUGUGGAGAUGAGCUACUUUGAGGUGUAUAAUGAAAAAAUUCAUGAUCUGCUGGUUACAAGGGAGGAGCCAAACCAGAGGAAGAUGCCGCUGAGGGUGAGGGAGCAUCCGGUCCAUGGUCCUUAUGUUGCCGAGCUGUCUGCGAACGUGGUGAGCUCUUACAGUGACAUUCAGGGUUGGUUGGAGCUUGGUAACAAGCAGAGAGCUACAGCAGCCACAGGAAUGAAUGACAAAAGCUCCAGGUCUCACUCUGUCUUCACUCUGGUUAUGACCCAGACUAAGACUGAGUUUGUGGAGGGAGAGGAACAUGACCACAGCAUCAGCAGCAGGAUCAACCUGGUCGACCUUGCUGGCAGCGAGCGCUGCCGCACAGCCCAAACAUCUGGGGAGAGACUCAGGGAGGGUGCUAGCAUCAACAAAUCCCUGCUAACUCUCGGAAAGGUAAUCUCUGCUCUGUCAGAACAGGUGCUCACCAGGAAGAAGGUUUUUAUACCAUACAGAGAGUCUGUUCUCACAUGGCUGUUGAAGGAGAGCCUUGGAGGUAACUCCAAGACGGCGAUGAUCGCCACCGUAAGCCCUGCUGGCACUAACGUGGAGGAGAGCCUGAGCACGCUGCGCUAUGCUCAGCAGGCCCGCACAAUCAUCAACGUGGCCAAAGUUAAUGAAGACACCAGUGCCAAGCUGAUCAGAGAGCUGAAGGCAGAGGUGGAGAAACUGCGUUCUGCCCAGAUGAACUCCCAGGGUACUGAGCCAGAAAGAGUCAGGAUGUUCCAGCAGGAGAUCAGCACCCUGAAGAGUAAACUUUGUCAACAAGAGAGAGAGAUGGUUGAGGCCAACAGAGCAUGGAGAGAGAAACUUGAGCAAGCAGAGAUACACAAACGUGAAGAGACCAAAGAGUUACAGAAAGCAGGUGUGACUUUCAAAGUGGACAACCGUCUUCCGAACCUGGUGAAUCUGAACGAGGACCCCCAGCUGUCAGAGAUGCUUCUGUAUAUGAUCAAAGAGGGCCGAACCACGGUGGGCAAGCUCAAGCCGGACUCCAGUCAUGACAUUCAGCUCACAGGAACUCUUAUUGCUGAUCGGCACUGUGUCAUAAGUAACAUCCACAAUAUGGUCAGCAUCAUCCCUAUGGAUAACGCAAAGACCUUUGUCAAUGGGAACCUCAUCUAUGAAUCCACUGUACUACACCAUGGAGACAGAGUUAUCCUUGGUGGGGACCACUACUUCCGCUUUAAUCAUCCAGCAGAGGUGCAGUCUGGAAAGCGGGUAUCUUGCUGGACAGGAGCCGGGGAUGGACAAAAAGACUUUGAAUUUGCCAAGAAUGAGCUUCUUGCAGCUCAGCGAGCAAAGCUGGAGGCAGAAAUCGAAGAAGCUCAUUUGAAGGCAAAACAAGAGAUGAUGCAGGGAAUUCAGAUGGCAAAAGAGGUGGCUCAAAAAGAGCUUUCUGACCAGAAGAACCUUUAUGAAAAUAGGAUCCAAGCCUUGGAGAGAGAACUGAAUGAGGAAAACGAGCGAAAGCGUCAGCAAGAGAGAGAUCAGCAGAGGGUGGCUAGCCAGAUGGCAGAGCUCAAGAUAGCCAAGCUGGAGCUGGAAAAGGAGGUGGACUCCCAGAAGAGACGCGUCCGUCUCCACAUGGAAGCUCAGGCUAUAGAAGAACAAAGAGUUUGCCAAGCGAAGAUUGUAGAUGCCCUGGAGGCAGAAAAGAGGAAGAUCUGCAAGGAGCUGGAGGAGAUGCAGAAGAAAAGGGCUCUUAGGGAGAAACAAACUACCAGAAAUGCUUCUCCACAGUGGGAUGCCAUGAAGCUGUCCUUGAUGAUUGAGGAGGCCAAUAAAAUCAGCGUUAAGCUGAAGAAACACACUCUCUUCAGCAGACAUGAAAGCUCUGAGACUGAGCACACCCAGCAAGGCGGGCUUCAAGUACGUCUUCAAAACACAAAGCUGGGAAUCUCCACUUUCUGGAGCUUGGAAAAAUUCCAGAACAACAUGGCUGUGAUGAGAGAGCUGGAACAGGGGGAUUCCACCUCUAAAGAUGACGAUGUGUUUUAUGACCCUGAUGAUGAGUGGGAGCAAGAUAUAUUAGUCUCCUCUGCUUCCACUUCCUCCUUUUCUCGCCGAAGGAGCCGAAGCCUUCUGAAGACAAAGCGAAUCUCUGGACGUUUGUAUGAAAUCCGAGUUCAUCCCAUUCAGAGCCUCACCAACUCCUCACAGUCUGCUGGGCUUAUAUGUGGAUCAGUCCAACCUCCUUCCAACCAAACGAGCACCACGGAACCCGCUGUGCCCAGCCUCUGCAAGGAGCUCAUUGGCCGGUCCUUGGCUCGUCUGCGAAGCUGCAGCGAGACAGAAGAGACCUUGGCAGACAGACUGAUGUCUGAUCUGAAUCUGGUAUACACGGCUGUCCAAACUAUAUCUGACUUGUAUGAGGGUCUAGAUGAUGACAGCCAAGACAGUGUGUUUGUGUGCAGCGUGGCAGCCCAGACUGAACUGAUCAAGGCCACUACGGCAUUAGAGACCGCCGUGUUUGUUGCCAUGCAGUGGCUGGCCACUAUUAAACGCUCCUCUGGCUUGCUGUACUCGACUGCUGAAGAACUUAAAAGCCAAGUCAAGAAGAUGGGAGGAUUCUUCCAAAUGCUUAUUCAGGGUUGUGAAUCUGAGAUCACAUCAAUGGUGAAGGAAGCACGGAGGAAAAGCAGUCAGUGCUUGGAUGCAGCGAUGCUCGUGCUUGCCCAGCUGGCGGUGGUGACGGGCAUGCCGCUCAGUGUUACGGCUCCUGGCAAUCAGGCCACAGGCAAGCAAUCACUUUUGAGCUGUCUGCUGAGGGGAACCAGAAAGGGUGUGCGCUCUCUCCUGGAGGAAAUCCUUGCCAUCACCAGGGAAACGCUCAGGGAUGCUCAGCUGGCCUAUCCCAGAAACCCAGUCUUACAGAGUCUAAAAUCCAAAACUCUUGAUAUGUCUCGUGCCCUGCAGAGCUACAUUCAGUCCCAUAUUUCGGAGCAAGAAAAUGAUGAAGAGGCGCAUGAAGAGGAGGAAGAUGCAAUCUUACUCGCUCAUUUACAGAGGCUGAGGACUAUGUCGACCAAACUGUUCCAGCUAACCCAGGCCAUCCAACAGAUGCAGUCUUGUCUGUCUACAGCCCUGCGAGGUAUGGAUAGAAAUCCUGAUCUCAGCAGCUACAGAGAGCUGAUCUCCUCCUCUACCAAGGUGGUGGAUGAGCUGGUCACUGACCUGUCCAGCAAGGGAGUAGAGACUAAGUCCUUGCAGCUUCCCUGUCUUCAGACAGUAAUAUCUGCACGAGAUGAUCUCCACUCCGCCCUGCAGUCCUUGUCGUCUUUCUGGAGCGAGCAGGGGGUGAACGACAGCAGAAGUUCAGCUGGUUCGGACAGCAGUUUAGAAAAUGACUCCUCCAUUAAAGAAAGGCCCACCACUCACAAUGCAGUUAGAAAUAAAGGUGUGUAUAAAGUGGUGUACCCCUUUACUUCAGGUGUGCCACUCAGUGGCAGCCCUCACUGGGUGUAAUAUCUCUUUGGGUUUUUAAUCAUAGGUUGUAGUUUAAGAGUUUAAAUAAAUUGUUACCUUGAAGAAAAAUAGAGAGGCAACCUGCUAGGAUUCAAGUAACUGUAAAAGUACAGGAAACAAUCUUUGUUUAAAAAUAUAAAUACUUGCCUGUGGCAUUCACAAACUGCAGAAAAUGGACACAAUCUUUCUUUGAAACAUUCAAGAGUAACAAUUGCGUUGCUUUCAACAUGGUGUAAAGGAAAAUACUGUUGAAGUUUCUUUAAUUUCUCUUGGUAUGGUAAAAACACGCCCUCCAAUGAGAAUAUUUUUAUGAUGCGCCAAGUGAAGCUAAAACGUUACUCAUGAGUGUAAAUUGUACGUUAAUUGAUGUUGGGUCAAUAGAAGCUCUAAGGAAAAGGGCAGUCUUUGUCAAACCAUUAUUUCAGGACAAUAUAUUUUUGGGACAUGUAAAGUCUCAAUUAUGGGCACUCCAGGUAGGCUAAUUUGUAAGAAAUGGAGGACCUGGUUUUUAAACUCUUUUGUAUAUUGUUUGCUCCUGUAUAUUGUAUUGCAGCAUAACAUAUCAAACUAUUUGCACUCAGACACUUGUAAAUUUGGGUUUCAUGCUAAUAUUUGUAUCUAAAUGAAUGCUGUUGUAACCAUUUUUUAUUGCUUUAAAAAAAUGAUACAGCCACUUGCGCAGCUGCUAAGAAUCGCAUGACUUGAUUUCACAUGGAUUCCUAGUUCUUUACUUUUAUCUCACAAUACAUUGCUGGUAGAGUGCACCCAUAUAAAGACUUUUACUGCUAAGUAACAAUAAAAUCAUAUUUUUUCUAUA